Molecule: messenger RNA, 731 nt
Organism: Rubroshorea leprosula
Lineage: Eukaryota; Viridiplantae; Streptophyta; Magnoliopsida; Malvales; Dipterocarpaceae
Source: the annotation of a GenBank genome assembly
ACUGCCAUGACUUUCAGCAUCAUGUUCAACUCUGUUGGUUUCUACCACAUCUCAAAGUUCAGCAUGAUCCCAGUCGUUUGUGUGAUAUCCUUCACAGCAAGCACUACUAAAAGGAAGUUAAAAUGUCUGUUGUGGUUGUGGUUAUAGGGGUGGGCAUUUGCACUCUGACUGAUGUCAAAGUUAAUGACAAAGGUUUUAUUUGUGCCUGUGCAGCAGUUUUGUCUACAUCAUUGCAGCAAAUUUUUUUUAUACUCCUCUCAUGCUUUGGCCGUGUUCUGCAAUGUCAACCAGUACCUCUGCAUUGGAUGAUUUUCUGCGACAUCAUUCCAGGUGUUAGGUCACAUGAAAACAGUAUGCAUUCUCACUUUGGGGUGGCUGCCUUUUGAUUCUGCACUGACUUUUAAGAACAUUUUGGGAAUGAUUCUAGCCGUGGUUGGCAUGGUCAUUUAUAAUUGGGCUGUGGAGGUUGAGAAGCAGGCUAACGCCAAGGCCUUGCCAUCAAUGAAGAAUAGCCUGACAGUCACAGAGGAGGAAAUUAGACUUCUAAAGGAGGGAUUAAAAAACAUUCCAAUCAAGGAUGUUGAACUCGGUGAGUCCAGAGUUUAGGUAGAUUCAUUAAUGAAAAUACGAGGUAGUUUCUCACUUGUUUCAAUUCUUCAUAUGUUGUUUUUGUCGUUUGUGCUGGCAGGACUCCAUUUCUAUAUACGCUGACCUCCCACACAUUCAUUUUU